AUGCAAGUUGACGAGAAAUGCAAGGUGUGUAACGUUGGAAACGAAUCUGUAGAGCAUUGCUUGUUCCCCUGCCAGCUCGCUCUUAAUUGUUGGAAGAGAAUGAAAUUUAAGGGUUUCAUUGACAGAAAUUUAGACGUUAAAGCUCAAUUUGUGUGUUUGUUCUCUAAUCUAGAGCAAGAAGAUAAAUGUCUUGUGGCUAUGAUAUGUUGGCAUCUCUGGUUACAUCGGAAUAAUGCGGUAUGGAGUGAUUUGCGAAGUUCGGUUGAUGUUAUUUUAAAUUUGGCCAGUCAUGAUCUCAGUGAAUGGCAGUUUGCUCAUAGCUCUAGAGGAGCUCAAGUCGAGACUGGUGUUAAAAGAGAUGAUGGGAAAGCAAUCUGGUGUCCUCCUCCAGAUGGUUGGCUUAAAGUGAAUGUGGAUGCGGCUAUUCGAGUGGCAUCGGCUUGGGUUGUAUUAUUAGAGACUCUACUGGUAGGUUGUUGA
Molecule: messenger RNA, 480 nt
Organism: Mercurialis annua (annual mercury)
Lineage: Eukaryota; Viridiplantae; Streptophyta; Magnoliopsida; Malpighiales; Euphorbiaceae
Exons: 1
Coding region: 1-480 (159 amino acids)
Source: RefSeq, a predicted model, not a curated record